Messenger RNA from Peromyscus californicus insignis, 4583 nucleotides. RefSeq names its product IKBKB interacting protein (gene Ikbip). The record is from RefSeq and is a predicted model, not a curated record. Bases 121 to 1242 code for a protein of 373 amino acids. The transcript has 3 exons. Lineage: Eukaryota; Metazoa; Chordata; Mammalia; Rodentia; Cricetidae.
GGCUUGUGGGCGUGGCCCGGCCUGGGAGCGGGGCGGGGCUCCUGGAGGCUUGCUGCAGCCACGUCCCGCGGUACCCCAGGGGAAGCCGACCCCGGCUUGGAGAUCCUCAGGGUUGCAGACAUGUCCGAGGUGAAGAGCCGGAAGAAGCCGGGGCCCAAGGGGGCUGCCGCCGAGCCCGAGAAGCGGAGCGAUGGCAGGAAGAACCCCGAAGCACCGGGAGGCGCGGGCUGGGCGGACCCCCGCACCGGGCUCAGCUUGCUGUCGCUGGCGACGUGCCUGGGCCUGGCCUGGCUUGUAUUUCAACAAUCGGAAAAGUUUGCGAAGAUGGAAAACCAGUACCAGUUACUGCAAACAGAAAGUGGCGGGUUUCAAGGCCUACGGAAUAAAAUCAGUUUAAUUUCAGACAAGCUUGAGUCUACUGAAAGUAUCCUGCAGGAAGCUACAUCAUCCAUGGCUCUGAUGACCCAGUUUGAACAGGAAGUAUCUGGCCUCCAAAGAUCCAUACAGGACAUUGAGAAUAGUGAAGAGAUGCUCACACAGAAGAUGCAAAACCUUAAUGAGAAAUUCCAGAACAUUACAGAUUUCUGGAAGAGAACUCUGGCAGAAAUGAGCAAUAGUACAGCCAUUUUCAAAUCAGAAGCAAAGCAUAUACAUUCUCAAGUAACCAUGAAAAUUAACUCAGCUGAGCAAGAAAUGAAAUCGCUCACUGACCGGCUGAAAGAUUUGGAAGACAGCACCCUGCGAAACGUCAGAACAGUAAGCAGGCAAGAAGAGGAAGACCUUCUCCGAGUGCAGGCACAGCUGAGCUCUGAUUCGAAAGCAGUUGAAAAGCUGGAAGAAGAACAGCACGCUCUCCUAGCCAGAGAUGAAGAUCUGACCAGUAAACUUGCCAACUACGAACCCAAAGUUGAGGAGUGCAAGGCACAUUUGCCAGCUGUAGAAAAUGCGAUCCACUCCAUUCUCAGAGUCUCUCAGGAUCUGAUGGGGACAGAAAAGAAAAUGGAAGACCUGACUCUGCAGAUGUUUAACAUGGAAGAUGACAUGCUAAGGGCAGUGUCUGAUAUAAUGGAGAUGCAGACGACCCUGGAGGGAAUUCAGUACGACAAUAGCAUAUUAAAGAUGCAAAACGAACUGGUUGUUCUGAAAGGGAAAGUUCACGAUUUCAUAGCAUAUUCAAGUGCAAGAGAGAAGGGGACUUUGGGGAAAUAUGACCUAGAAAAUAAGGGAGCUGAUGAUUAUUAGGUUCCCUGCACACUUUUGAUGGACUGUAUUAUUCAUUGGAAAUCAGUCAGUUCUGUUUUUUCAGUCAUUUUUCUCUGCCUCACUUUAUAGAGAAUAAGUGGAGUGUGGACCACAUGGCGUGUGCACAUAAUCAGAGUUCUCUCUUUUUAAGCUCUAAAACUUAUUUUAACCAUUUUAAAUAGAAAUAGUUCUGCUGGGAGGUGGUGGCGCACACCUUUAAUCCCAGCAUGCAGAGGCAGCAGCAGGCAGAUCUCUGAGUUCAAAGCCAGCAUGGUCUACAGAGUGAGUUCUAGAACAGCCAGGGCUACACAGAGAAACACUUUCUCAGAAAAAAAGAAAGAAAAAGAAACAGAAAGAAAGAAAUAGUUCUAAAAUAUAUAUUGCUCUACUUUUUAGGCAAUAUAUUUAAUAUUUACAUGUCUUUCCAAUAGUUAAUAGACAUUAUUAUGAAUUGCAUUUUUUGCUUUUGGUUUUUCGAGACAGGGUUUCUCUGUGUAGCUUUGUACCUUUGCUGGAACUCACUUGGUAGCCCAGUCUGACUUGGAACUCACAGAGAUCCUCCUGCCUCUGCCUCCCGAGUGCUGGGAUUGAAGGCGUGUGCCACCACCGCCCAGCUUGAAUUGCAUUUAUUACACCAGAGAUAUAUGUAUAGAGAGACAUAGAUAUCUAUAUAUAGAUACCUAUAGCAAAUAUUGAGGCCGUUUACCGUUUCACUGUGUGACCCUAGUUUUCCGUUUUUCCAAGCUGUGUCUGUUUCUCAUGCUUUUCUGCCUCCCGCUCUUGCAGUCAGUUGAUAGCAUGCCUGCCUCUGCCGGUUUUUCACAUUCAGACGACAAGUUCCUAGGAAUUUCAUGUGAAGUGGAAGAUAAUAGGCCUGCAGGGGAGCCUGGGGCUCUUCUCUGAGGUAACGGCACGUUCUGAAAACUGUGGCGCCUGGGAAGUAGUUUCCUUUUUGCAAAGGUUCUCAACUGUGUUCCAGACACUUAGAAGUUUAACAUGUGAGUAAAUGUCUGCCCCGCCUGCAGGGCUACAACGGGUUCUCGACCACCCUAAGGACGGAAUGAUAGAGAUAGGAGAUACAAGGAAAUACACCAAGUCUAGAUUCUGAUCAAGGUGCAACUUUAUUUUUCUCCAGGAGGGUUUAUAUAGUUCCUGCAGGGUGGGGGGAGCAAGAAGCUGUCAUCUGCAUAAGGUGGAGCGAGCUAUCAGGAUGUUUGUAUAGGAUGCCCACAGGGUGAAAGGGUCAAGAGCUCUGCCUCAAUGUCCUGUUGCUAGGCAACCUGACUGUAAGACAAUCCAGUUCCCUGUCUUAUGGGGGUCUGUAUUUUUCCACUAACUAGAGAUUCUAUCCUUGUCCCUGACAAAUGUCUUCUUACUUUAUCCUCAUUAGUAUUUUCUAUUGACUAGUUAUGCUUUGAAGCAUGAGUGUACGGAGUGCCUUUGUGUGCUGACUUUAAUUUCUAAAGCUUGAAUUUUGUGUCACUGGCAUUCACUGACUAGCUAAUAGAUACUUAAAAUACAAAUAUGCAAUAAGCCUGUGCCUGCUUUAAAGAUAAAACAAUGUAACAAUAAAUUAUGAUGAUUAUGACAUUUAUGUCAUUAUUUUAUGGAUUCCCCAACUUAUGAAACUGUUUGUUUUACAUACUGAUUUUAUUUUUAAAAAAAUUAGAGCUGGAGCUAGGCUUGGUGGUGCACACCUUUAAUCCCAGCACUCAGGAGGCAGAGGCAAGCAGAUCUAUGAGUUCAAGGCCAGCCUGGUCUACACAGUGAGACUGUGUCUCAGAUAAUAAUAAUAAUAAUAGUAAUAAGGCCAGGAGAUAGCUCAGCAGGUGAAGCACUUGCUGUGAAAGCAUGAGGCCCCGAGUUCACCCAGCACUGACAUGAGAUGUUGGGUCCAGCAGUGGCGGCCUAUAAUCCUAGCACUGGAAGGCAGAGCCAGAAUGCAAAUAUUACAUGAGAAAACUAUUGAAAUAUCUGUGUCUAUGUAUCACUCUAAGAAAUUUGUCAAGCCGGACAGUAGUGUUACAUGCCUUUAAUCCCAACACUCGGAAGGCAGAGGCAGGCAGGUCUCUAUGAGUUUGAGGCCAGCCCGGUCUACAGAGCAAGUUCCAGGACAGCCAGGGUUACACAGGGAAACCUGCUGGUGACAUGUCAGAGGACCUUCGGAUGGCAGUUGACUUCAGGGUGUCAGCGCACCAGGAGGCGAAUCCCUGAUGGGUGAAUCUCAGAUAGACAAGGCCCCAAGACCACAGGCUCCAGAGUGUCUUUUGUUCUGCUGUGCCUUCACAUGUUUGCUGCUGCCAUCUUUCUCUGAUAUCUGGCAUGGUGUAGGUGUGGGGAGAUCCCCACUGCCGGUAAUGUAGUGUGUUUAUCUCAUGGAAACAUCCCUUUCUACUGGGCAUUUUUACCUGUGGAUUAUUAUGAAGAUGAUUUCUUCUUAAGCUGUACUGUCCAAUUGAUAAUAAUAAUGUUAGUUUAAAUAGAUUUUUUAUGAUAAAAAAAUAAAACAAGGAAGUGUCACACAGCUAGAACACAUGAGUUUCUACUGAGGAGCCGUAUAGACUAUGGCUUAAGUUAAUGAUUAAGAAAAACCAUUGAGUCCCAGUAGCCCAGCUAAUUUAAAUUCUUUUAAUCUUAAUGUUGGGAGGUAUGUUUACAGGCUUCAGAGUGCAUCAUAGCUGAAACAAAGAGGUACCUGAAGCUGACAGAGAUCUCAAAAUUGUAAUCAAAGCAAUUAAUAAACUAUUUUGGCUAUGGGAGGGCAGUAGCAUAAACCCUGUCUAGAAAAAAAACAAAAAAAGAAAUUUGCACUGGGGCUGAAUAGGUGACUCGGUGGUUAAGAGCACUGGUUGUCCUUGCAGAGGACCUGGGUUUGAUUCCCAGUCUUCACGUGAUGGCUCACAACCAUCUAGAACUCGGCUUCCAGGGUAUCUGGCACAUUCUUGACUUCUGCAAACACCAGGCAUGUCGUGCAUGUGGUGCACAGACAUAUCCAUACAUAUGUAUGUACAAAACAUUCAUAUGCAUAAAAUAAGUGUUUUUUAUUUCUUAUUUAUCAAAAUUGUCAUUGGGGAGGUCUAGAUACAUUUAAUGAAUCUUCCUUUGUUUCUCUUUUGUGUGUUUUGGAGCUUUUUAUUUUAUUUUUCAGACAAGGUCUCAGUAUGUACCCCAGAUUAGUCUUAACUCACCAUCUUCUUGCUUCUGCAUUUCAGGUAAUAGGGGUCACAGGUAUAUGCAAUGGCACAGACUUCAUUUUGUUGUACUUUAUGAAAAUUGCCAAUAUUCUAAUAUACAUUUUUGUAUCUCUGUAAUUGAUAAUAAAUUUUAUAUCAAUUAGCUCA